GUGAACAAAAAAUUUGGUGGUAUCGAUGGUUUAUGCGCAAAAUUGAAAACAGAUCCAAUAAAUGGAUUAUCCAAUGAAAAAUCAUCAUUGGAAGAAAGGCGAAGGAUAUUUGGAAAGAAUGAAAUUCCUCCGGCACCUUCAAAAUCUUUUCUACGGCUAGCAUUCGAAGCUUUGAAGGAUAUAACGCUUAUUAUAUUGUUGGUCUCAGCACUUGUAUCUUUAGGCUUAUCCUUUUAUAAACCAUCAGAAGGUUCAGUAGCAGGUGAGCAUGAUGCUAAUGAACGUGAAGCAGGCUGGAUCGAAGGAGCAGCCAUAUUACUUGCUGUUAUUGUUGUAGUUUUGGUUACAGCUUUAAACGAUUGGAGUAAAGAGAAGCAAUUUCGAGGAUUACAAGCAAAAAUUGAAACAGAACAUAAAUUUUCUGUAAUACGAGAUGGUGAAGCAAUUGAUACUGUUGUUACUGAAUUAGUUGUCGGUGAUAUUGCACGGGUUAAAUAUGGUGAUUUACUGCCAGCUGAUGGACUUUUAAUACAAAGUAAUGAUUUACGAGUGGAUGAAUCAUCAUUAACUGGUGAAUCAGAUUUGAUUAAAAAAAGUUCACAUGAUGAUCCGGUACUUCUAUCAGGUACUCAUGCAAUGGAAGGGAGUGGAAAAAUGGUUAUAACAGCUGUUGGAAUGAAUUCACAAACUGGUAUCAUAAUGACAUUGCUUGGUGCAACGAAAGGUACCAGUUGUAAGAAAAAUCAAAAUACCAUCGCACCUCAAGAACAAAUUAAUGGUGCUUUUUUUUUUCAUUAA
Messenger RNA from Acanthocheilonema viteae, 798 nucleotides. The record is from the annotation of a GenBank genome assembly. Lineage: Eukaryota; Metazoa; Nematoda; Chromadorea; Rhabditida; Onchocercidae.